This is a messenger RNA of Miscanthus lutarioriparius, 1023 nucleotides long. The record is from the annotation of a GenBank genome assembly. Lineage: Eukaryota; Viridiplantae; Streptophyta; Magnoliopsida; Poales; Poaceae.
AUGACCACUGGGGCUGAUGCAAUUGACUGGCCUAAUCAGCAUAGCCGAAUGGAUGAUGGAGAUGGCUUUGCCCAGCAUGAUGACAACACCAUCGUGGCUGGUAUAGCUGAUGGCAUUACCCAACAUGGUGACGACAACCAGAUUGCCAACGAAGGGGGAGAGGAGAGAAGGGACCGGGGACAUAAUAUGGGACUUGGUCUCCAAAGGUUAAACCAAGCGCGUCGUGGCAAGCUGCAAGUUGUCAUAACUGAAGGGCAUAUAAGGCCGGUGGUUCCUCUUGUUGCUGCAAAGUUUGCAAGUGAAUGCAACAUCAUAGUUAGGAACCAUGUGCCUAUACUCCCGCAUUGGAAGCUGUACAAGAAAAAACCUGCAUCAAGUUCAAAGGAGAAAGAACCAAAAGAGAAAGAACCAAACGAGAAAGAACCAAAAGAGAAAGAACCUGCAUCUGCGUAUGUUGAUUUAUUCUUAGGAAAACUAAAGGCCAAGUUUGACAUAAACACAGAGGAUAACACAGUUAAAAAGGGUUGUAUUGAGAUGAUGCAAUCUGCGGUCUGCCAACAAAGAUACAGGCUGAAGGCAGAAUAUUUUGAUCCUUUUCCACUACAUUUGGUUACAAAAACUUCUCCUGUCAAAUGCAUGACUGAUGAACAGUGGCUUAAACUUUUAGAAUCAUGGAAGAGUCCCAAAAAGAUGACUCAGAUGGAAAACAAGCUAUCUACAACAACAGAAGGUGAAGAACUUAAGUCUGCGGCUCAAGUUGUUGCUAAUGUGCUUGCUGAGAACAUCAAGAAGAAUCAGUUCUUGCAGAAUGUGGGGUACCAGAAAGCCCGGCGUAUUUCCAAUGAGCAUAGCGCUGAACUGGAAGCGGAGAAAAAGACCAAUGGUGAGCUUCGUGUACAAGUGGUUGAUUUGUCAAAUAAAGUGCAAGAAUCUGAGCAGGCAAGGAUUAUUGACCGAGAGGAGAUGAAGAGGAGUCAAUCUGAGAUGGAAGCAAAACUUAACCUUUUACUUAGUCAAAUUUGA